Messenger RNA from Helianthus annuus (common sunflower), 3161 nucleotides. Its product is annotated as U-box domain-containing protein 44. The transcript has 5 exons. NCBI's taxonomy places the organism in Eukaryota, Viridiplantae, Streptophyta, Magnoliopsida, Asterales, Asteraceae. Gene Ontology annotation, biological process: protein ubiquitination. Gene Ontology annotation, molecular function: ubiquitin-protein transferase activity; protein binding. Bases 123 to 3113 code for a protein of 996 amino acids. The record is from RefSeq and is a predicted model, not a curated record.
CUUCAUUUGUGAUUCCAAUCAAUCCACGCAUCAUCUUCUCCGGCUCACUCUGCCUGCCGGAUGUCCUUCUUAUUGAUCGGAGCUUUAUUAGCUGCUUUGGAACAUCUUGACUCUUGAAGAUCAUGAGUUCUAAUGCACCAGCUUCCGACAUUCUUUCCGGGGCUAUUUCAAACACACUCGAGACAAUUAACGCCACAAAAUGCGUCCAUCUGCAAAAGGAAAAUUUCAAGAAACUUGCAUCCUACUUGGAGAAAACAGCUUCCAUAUUACAACAACUAACUAAACUCAACUUCAAUGAUUCUGCAGCCUUAAAAACCGCCAUUAACGCGCUUACUAAACACGUUUCAGAAGCUAAAACACUCGCUUUCGAAUGCACCACCAGGAACAAAAUCUACCUCCUGCUCAACUCCAAAACGAUUGUAACAACCUUGGAAAAGAACACGAAAGAUCUCGGUGGUGCCUUGACUCUGUUAGCUCCUUUGUUCUCUUUCAAUGGAGUCGGUCAAGAAAUCAUCAAGCUGUCAAACAUAAUGACGGAUUCCAAGUAUCGAACAAGACCUGUAGAAGAUGAAAUCAAAGAAAAGAUCCAACUGGGGAUCCGAGAGAGAAACGCUGACAGAUCGUUCACGAACAAUUUGCUCGUUUUGAUCGCGGAUGCAAUCGGGAUUUCAACAGAACAGUCGGUUUUGAGAACAGAGUAUGAAGAGUUCAAAAACGAAAUGGAAAACAUGGAGAUGACAGCUGACGUGGCGGAGUCGUUACAGAUUGAACAGAUUGUUGGGUUGUUAGGAAAAGCUGAUAUCCUUGCAACGGUAAAAGAGCGGGAAAAUAAGUAUUUCAGUAAACGAAAUUCACUGGGAAGGCAACCGUUAGAAGCGUUGCAAUCAUUUUACUGUCCCAUCACUGGCGACGUGAUGGAAGAUCCUGUGGAAACGCCGUCGGGACAUAGCUUUGAGCGAGGCGCGAUUGAGAAAUGGUUAGCGGAGGAAAACAGUCUCUGUCCGGUUACUAAAACGCCGUUGAAAACGUCGGCUUUGAGGACGAACAAGACACUCCGGCAGUCGAUUGAAGAAUGGAGAGACCGGAACACUAUGAUCGUCAUCGGGUCCAUGAAGUCAAGAAUUUUAUCUAAUGAAGAUGAAGAAGUAAUAAUCUGUUUGGGGAAAUUGCAGGAUUUGUUAUUGGAAAGAGAUCUUCAUCAAGAAUGGGUGAUGAUGGAGGAUUAUUUGCCGGUUCUUGUUUCUCUUCUUUCUACCAAGAAUUUUCAAAUUAGAUCACGUGUUCUUGUUAUUCUCCGCAUCCUUGCAACCAACCAUGAUGACAGGAAGGAAAGAAUAGCAAAAACGGAUGAUGCCAUCAAACUAAUCGUGUGUUCCCUUGCGCGAAAGAUAGAAGAAAGUAAGUUGGCGUUACAAUUACUAACGGAGUUAUCAGACAACGAUUUGGCACGUAACAUGAUUGGGGACAGUCAAGGGAGCAUACUUCUUCUUGUAACCAUAUCAGGCGGUGAUGAUCUUCAAGCGGCAAACGAUGCAAAACGACUUUUGGAUAAUCUUUCUUUUCUUAAUCAGAAUAUCGUGCAGAUGGCCAAGGCUAAUUAUUUCGGACCUUUGCUUCAUCUUCUUGCUUCAGGGUCAGAAAGUGUUCAACGGUUGAUGGUUGAAACAUUAUCAGAACUCGAGAUGACGGAUCAUGGAAAACUUAUGGUUUGUGAGAACGGUACAGUUGAGUUACUCGUUACUAUGCUCUCUCACGACGAUAUAGAUAUGAGAAAAGCCGCCAUUUUAGCCCUCGAGAAACUCUCGGGUGUGCCACAAAACGGAUUAAAAAUAAUUAAACAAAAUGCAACCGAGAUCUUGUUGGGAAUACUCUUUCGUGAGAGCUUGUCAAUCCCGAGCCUCGUUGAAAAGAUUGUAGCCACAGUUAUGAAUCUAGCAUUAUCAUUAACUUCCCAAGAUGCUGAUCACCCGGAGAUUCUAUUUUUGGAAACUGAAGAAGAGGUUUAUAAAUUGUUUUCUUUAAUCUCGUUGCACGGUCCAAAUGUUCAACAAUAUGUUCUCAGAACAUUUCUUGCAGUUUGUCAGUCUUCUUCGGGUUUGAACAUCAGGAAAAUUUUACGGAAGAUUUGUUCUGUACAAGUACUGGUCCAAUUAUGUGAACACGAAAACCAAACUGUUCGAUCAAAUUCUGUGAAACUAUUCUGUAUCUUAACCAAAGAUGGAGACGAUGAAGCUUUCAUGGAACAUGUGGGGCCCAAAUGUGUCGAUACUUUGCUUAAAAUCAUAAACGCUUCUGAUAACACUGAAGAAGGUGUUGCUGCAAUGGAGAUCAUCUCUAACCUUCCCAGAAACCCGAAAAUGACCCAAUGGAUUCUUGAAGCCGGGGCACUUGGCGUGAUCAUUUCCAUUCUCUCUGAUCACUUUCACAAACCCGGCAUCAUAAUCGAAAGCGCUUCUGGUGCUCUGUGUCGGUUCACCAUUUCGUCUGAUCAAGAACUGCAAAAAAAGGUGGCAGAAACCGGGAUUAUUACAGUGCUCGUAAACAUGUUAGACUCGGGAACUGCUUCGACUAAAAAAUAUAUAGCAGUUUCACUCAGGCAGUUUUCUGAGAGCUCCAACGGUUUAAGCAGGCCCGUUGAGCGAAAACUAAACCUUUUUGCUUGUUGUAUAGGGUCACCCGAUACGGGUUGUGCAGUCCACACGGGGAUAUGCACAACCGAGUCGUCGUUUUGCCUUCUUGAAGCUAAUGCGAUAAAGCCGCUUGUGAAAGUUCUUGAUGAACCGGAUUUUGGAGCCUGUGAGGCUUCGUUGGAUGCUUUGUUGACUUUAGUCAACGGGGAGCAACUGCUGAAGGGUAGUAAGGUGUUGGAAGGUGGUGGUGCGAUUGCUAAAAUGGUGAAACUGUUGAGUUCGCCGAGUGUGAGGUUGCAGGAGAAAACGUUGGUGGCGUUGGAGAGAAUAUUCCGGUCGCCGGAGUAUAAACAGAAGUAUAAAGCGUCGGCACAGAUGCCGUUAGUUGAGAUUACACAGAGAGGAAGUAGUGGUAUGAAAUCUGUUGCUGCUAAGAUUUUGGCUCAUUUGAAUGUGCUUCAUGAACAGUCAUCUUUUUUCUGAUUUUUUUUCUUACUCAUUUGUUGUAUAAAUAAAAUAUUAUUCAUUGUA